This is a messenger RNA of Neocloeon triangulifer, 1706 nucleotides long. RefSeq names its product dolichyldiphosphatase 1-like. The transcript has 6 exons. Gene Ontology annotation, molecular function: dolichyldiphosphatase activity. Gene Ontology annotation, biological process: lipid biosynthetic process; protein N-linked glycosylation. Gene Ontology annotation, cellular component: intracellular membrane-bounded organelle; endoplasmic reticulum membrane. The coding region runs from base 187 to 888 and encodes 233 amino acids. Lineage: Eukaryota; Metazoa; Arthropoda; Insecta; Ephemeroptera; Baetidae. The record is from RefSeq and is a predicted model, not a curated record.
CGGACGCACGCGCUCUGGAUGGAAUGGCCAAAAUAAAAAAGUUCCAUCUGAUAGGUGUUGUGGAAUGUGGAUUGAGUCGCGAAAACCCAAAACAAAGAAGGUCUAUGAAGUUUCCUUCGAUUUUCGCAUUGCGAGGUUCGAAUUGAACGCGUUUCGACCACAGGCAACAUUUCCAACCCUCCAAAAAUGUCAACAGAGAGCGCAGAAAAGUGGGUUCCGCUCUCGCUGACCCUUGUGGAAUACCCAGAAGGAGACUACCUUGGAAAACUGCUUGCCCUGUUCAGCUUGAUUCCCUUUGCCAUCCUGGCUGGUUUUGCUGCUCUUAUUUUAUUCCGCAGGGACUUGCACACAAUAACUUUCUUCAUUGGCACGGCUGCUAACGAGCUGCUAAAUCUUAUCUUGAAACACACAAUUUGCGAAGCAAGACCAAUGGCAAGAAACAGUCUGUACACCGAGUAUGGAAUGCCUUCGUCACACUCACAAUUUAUGUGGUUUUUUGCCACAUAUUGUGUCCUCUUUGUUCUCAUAAGAUUGCAUCACAUGAACAAUAGCAGUACCCUCGAGAGCUUUUGGAAGCUAGGAUUAGUUUUUGGCUGCAUUUCCCUGGCAAUAAUUGUUGCCUGCGGAAGAGUUUAUCUACAUUACCACUCAUGGAAGCAAGUUCUCGUUGGUUCAUCUGUGGGCAUAGUUUUUGCAAUAUUCUGGUUUGCAAUGACUCACUUAGUCUUUUCUCCUCUCUUCCCAACUAUUGUUACUUGGAAAAUUUCUGAGCUGCUAUUGAUUCGGGACACAACCUUGAUUCCGAAUAUUAUGUGGUUCGAGUACACAAACACAAGGCAAGAAGCUAGGGCUCGUGGCCGCAAGCUCGUUACCAUGAAGUCCCAAUGACGGCAUCGCCCAGCGUCGAUGACCAAUACUCGAAGCAUGCUAGGCCGCUUGGCGAAGAUUUGCAGGAGAGCCAACAAAUAAAUAACAAGUGCACCCAUAGGAGAAUAAUUGUUACUCAAUGGCUGUGAUUGUCCUGCAGUAAUGGUGGAUGCACACCAGUACGCCCUCAAGGCUGACUCGGCAGCUUAAGACAUUUUAAUAAUCAAGACCUUAUGGUUAGCAACCGCAACGCACAAAUCAGUCUUUAGCAAUUUAUUCCAUUACAAUAUACAUAUAUUUAAAAUACCGACUGCAGUCCCAUUCAUUGAAGUCUAGAUGUGACAAAUUUGAUGUAUUUGUAUUGCCCUUACACAAUAAGCAUUUAUUGUUUUGAUAAAUAUACUCUUUCCAUUAAUUCAGUUUGCAGCGGCUUUAUGAUAUUUGUGGAGCUUGUGUGCGAUUCUGGUCCACUUGAUGGAACGGUUUGUGCUUGAAAUAACUCUGCGUUUUGGAUUUUUAUAAAUAACUGUGGAAAUUGAAGCCCAUGACAUAUUAUUGAGCUCUCGAGAACAAAGUGAUGUUAGGAGUUUCCACUCAUAUUUUGUAACUUUGAUGUGACACAACUCUGGUGCACCCCGUGUGGUACUUGUCGCUGAUCUAUAUUUACAAGAUUUUAAACCUGAUUGUCAAAGGAGAUCUGCUGUUGUACUUAACAAAUUGAUCGCCACAGCUUGUUUGUCACUGUAUCACAGACACAGCAGCUACCGUUUUGUUGCUCACUUUUUUAUAUGAUUUCUGAUGUUUGGAGUUUGCAUUUAAAUAAAUCAAAAUAUGUUGAA